This is a messenger RNA of Daphnia magna, 1656 nucleotides long. Its product is annotated as retinol dehydrogenase 13-like. The transcript is spliced from 9 exons. Bases 509 to 1507 code for a protein of 332 amino acids. The record is from RefSeq and is a predicted model, not a curated record. Lineage: Eukaryota; Metazoa; Arthropoda; Branchiopoda; Diplostraca; Daphniidae.
AAGAUUUGUCUUAAUUAGACGAAUUUAACCAUACCUAGUUUAUGGGGGUGCAAAUGAUGUCUUUAGGUAGUAAAUCCACUUUGAAAAUAUUCAUUUACCGUAGCUUCCCCAGGCGUCUGGCGGGGAAAUACCCGCGUACCCCACGCCAAUUUUCUCCCUUUUCCCCAUAUAAUAGAAACAGUUACGCGUGCCGAGGACAGGUUGGAUGCAAAACACCGUUUUUCUGGUUUGCGGUGUUUAGGGGAAGGGUUAGAACAGGAAAAAAACUCGUGCAUUAGAGAACCUUAGGCUAUUGUUACAUAGUAGACUAUUGUUACAUAGUAGACUAUUGUGCGUUCGCUUUCUUCAGAAACCAUUUCAACUACAACGGACUGUGUCGUUUCUAAGAACGGAGCUUCUUGAAACAGUGAAAUUGGUUAUCCUUUUUUAUUGCAUUUGAACUCAUAAACGGGACUUAUCUGUAAUUUAUCAACUCAGCCAGUCUGACCUCCCAGCCGUCUCAACGAAAAUGUUGAUGUAUUUGUGGUCGUUACCUUUGCUAGUUCGAGUGGCAUUAUUGGUGUUGUCAAUAUUAGUUUGUGUCAAAGUUUAUUUUAAGUUAAAGAAUGCGAUUUGCACGAGCAAAAACAAAAUGACAGGUAAAACAGUCAUCAUUACUGGAGCUAAUACAGGUAUUGGCAAAGAGACGGCCAUUGACCUGGCCAAAAGAGGAGCUCGUGUCAUCCUAGCUUGUCGAGACAUCAGAAAAGCAGAUGGUGCCAAAGAUGACAUAGUUAGAGAAUCAGGUAAUAAAGACGUGAUUGUUCGGCACCUCGAUUUGGCGUCUCUCAAAUCUGUACGCAAAUUUGCUGCUGACAUUUUGGAGAGUGAGAAGCGUCUCGAUGUUCUAAUUAACAACGCUGGAUGUGUCACUGUCGAGAAGAAGUUGACCGAAGAUGGGCUAGAAUAUCAGAUGCAAACGAAUCAUUUUGGCCACUUCCUGUUGACUAAUCUAUUGUUAGGAUUGAUGAAGCAAUCAGCUCCUUCACGAAUCAUUAACGUUUCUUCGACCGCCCAUGGGUUCAUCAUGACGUUGGACUUGAAUAAUUUAAACUCGGAGUUGUAUUAUAAUAGCAGUAGUCUGUAUAACACGGUUUACUACUAUUCUAAAAUUUGCCAAAUUCUUUGUACUCGACAUCUCGCGUUGCUUAUCCGCGAUUCAGGCGUGACGGUCAACUGUUUGUGCCCAGGUCCUGUAAAGACCAACAUAUUCCGUAACGCGGCUUCGUGGUUUCAUAUCGCACUUGGGCUGCUGUUUCCUCUGAUGUUUAAGACACCUAAGGAAGGCGCUCAAACCUCCAUUCAUUUAUCCGUAGCUGAUGAAGUUGCCAAUGUUAAUGGAGAAUAUUUCAGCGAUUGCAAGAUUAAGAGAGCCUCCAAAUUGGCCAAUGAUCUCGGUCUAGCUAAGAAAGUGUGGGAAAAGAGUGAAAUUUUUGUCAAUUUGAAACCGGAGGAACGUCAUUAUUGACAAAUGUUAUGAUUCGUUUUGCGUAACGCGGCCAGUCCUGCCUUUGAAAGACAACUAAUAGCAAAAUUUAUAUCGAUAAUUUUAGCAAAUUGCCGUUUUUAUAAUUGUUUAAUCAGAAGGUCAUCUAGGUAAACAAGAUUUAAAGUUUA